UGGCAAAUGGGGGUAGUACCGGCCUUAAUGGGUCCAAUUUUAGGACCCAGAACCGGACCCAAAUCUACCGGAUCCGGUUCGGGGUAAUGGUACCCAUUGAAUGCAGCUCUAGUUCACAAUAGGUUUUCCCGAACACUAACAGAGUCCAUAGAUACGUAUCUGCUGUGCCUUUUUUUAAGUAUAAUUCUGUUUUAUGGAGUUAGAUCUAAAUCUAAAGUAUUUUUUCCUCUAAAUUCCUUAGCUUCCCACUUCUCUCAAAAACAACCAACUUUGCCACUUGCAGUUCCUUUUCCAUUUAGAAGAAGAAUUCCUGUGAGAUAAUUUAUUUAUUCCGUUGAUUCACAGCCUCCUCCCUUCUCAAACUCCGACUUUUUUUUUUCUUUCGUAUCAACAAUUACACAAACCUUGGUUGCAAUUCAUGGUUUUGUAGAUUGUUCUCUCCUUUUAAUUUCAGAUUUCCAGCCUUACACCACUUUUUAUCUUCUUCCUGAAAUUUGAAAAAAAGGUUUUUUUUUGUUAGGAUAUCUUCUACAAUUCAUCAUAAACUGUGAUUGAUUGGAAUUUAUAGUCUGUGGCGCUUUAUUUACCAAUCUAUCAGUCAACCAAUUGAUCGGUGGUUAUGGGUGAAGAAGGUGCGAAAGUAGAAUUAUCAUCAACUGAGAAAAGAAGUGAAUGCAACUGUCUACCAUUACCAAAGGCAGCACCUUGGCUUGUCUUUCCUUAUAAAGUAAAAGGUAACAAACAAAAUCAAGCUUUCUAUAAUAUUUGUGAACCCAAUAACAGAAGUUGCAGAAAAUUCAUACCUGAAUUGAGUGGAAAAUCUUACUGGCAAAAGCAUUCUCAUCAAGGCUGGCUAAUUGUUAUUUGUGAUGAUCCAACAUACAACCAUGCCCCCGAACUGGGAUUUUGGUGAUUGUUUUCUGUUGAAUCCAGCAACAUUAGAGACCAUUCGGUUACCUAGUUUAUUACCUUUGUAUCAUAAACGGAAUGAAUAUUCUCUGAUAGACUGUGUUUUGUCAUCCCCUCCUAGAACUAGUACUAGUACAAUUGCUUAUCCUGAUAAUGCUGAUGAUGAGCCAUUGGUUCUAUUGCUUUUUCUUCUUCGCGGAAGAGAUGAUAGCGAUGGUCAUAUGUUUUUGGCCUUUUCUCACCCUGAAGACAAACAAUGGAAAACAAAAUGGGUCUUGUCUCAAGAUUCUAGGACAGACGAAUUCCUCAUUACUUCUCUUUGUUGUUUUAAAGAUAAGUUAUAUCUUAUGUGUGCACUUGAUCAACACCUAGAGAUUGAUAAGGGAAAGCUUUGGGAUAAUGAUGAUGAUUCCCUCACUUUAAAGCCAUUCGAGAUGACCAACAACACUGGAUACCGUUGGAGAGGGAGUGACCAUAUUGAUAGCAGAGAUUUUUACGUGGAAUCUUCUGUUGAACUCUUCAAGGUGGAAAUAAAUUUCAAUAGAAGACAACGCAUAAAGGUAUUCAACUCAGUUGUUGUGUGGAGGUUGGAUUUUACUUCAAAGGAGUCGAAGAUGGUGACUUGUUUGGGAGAUCAUGUUCUGUUUAUCGGAAAAAACACUAGAGCUUGUUGCUCGGCAUCCAAAUUGGGACUCACAAGUGGUUGUCUGUAUUACACACUUCCAGGUGAUCUGGGUUUAUAUAAAUUUGAAGUACAAAGUAGUGGUAACUCUGUUAUUUUGCCGUGUUUAAAGCUACCAAGGCCAUGGUUCUCAUCAGAUUGGAUCAUGAUUCUUGAUGGACGGAAACAAGAGGAAGAAGAAGGAGAUAGCAUGGGAAAGGCAGUCGAAAGCGAAUCAAGUAUAAUGGGCUAUGAAAAGAAUGAGAGUGGGAAGGACGGAGGAUUUGAAGAAAUAAGUCCUUGGGAUAUUCUUAAUGCUGUUAUUUUGCCAUUUUUGUCCUGUUUCCCAUCAGAUUGGAUUAAGAUUCUCGAUGGACGGCAACAUGAGGAAGAAAAAGAAGAUUGCAUGAGAGUGGCAGUGGAAAAUGGAUUAAGCAUAAUUACUUAUGAAAAGAAUGAGAAUGAGAAGGAAGGCGGAUUUGAAGAAACAAGUCCUUGGGAUAUUCUUGAUGCUGAUUCUAGAGAGUUGGUUGCAAGUUAUCUUCAUCCGUUGGAUUACGUGCAUUUUCGUUCAGUCUGUAAAACAAUUCGAGCGCUGAUGCCUGUAUCAAAGCCGAUGUUUGCGACGACUAGUAUCACGACGACCUCAAACUUAUUUCCAUGGCUGGUGUUUUGUGGAGAUAACAAUGACACCAUCUACAAUUUUGUAAUCCCUGUGCGUAACAGUGAGUACUAUCUCUUAAAGUUUUCCGAGUUGCUACUUGGUGCUACUAUUUGUUUCCAGAAGGAUGGUUGGCUAUUAAUGUCAAGAAAGGAAAUCCUGUUCUUCUACAAUCCAUUCACAAGGGAAACCAUUAAUCUUCCGCACUUGCCGGGGCAUCAUUUCUCUUCUAGCAUCUGUUUUUGUCCGUUGCCGACUUCCGCAGACUGUAUAGUUUUUGCCAUUGAUCAAAGUGAGCAAGGAACAAUCACGGUCUGUUCCAUUACCAGAGGAAAACAGGUCUGGGAUGUUUUCAACUUCGAUAAUGCUAUUCAGUAUAGGCCAUUGUGUAAUCCUCCAAUUUUGCAUCAAGGGGCUUUCUAUUGCGUGGACUAUAACGGACUUUUAGGAGCAUUUAACUGGAAGGAUAAAACGUGGAAACUUCAUGGGAUUCCCCGUGAAAGAUACAAUGAUACAUAUCCGAAUCCAAGUUUCCUGGUGAAGAGUGGAGAAGAUCUUUUAUUGGUGAGAGUAGGAUGUGAAGAAAAGCUGGUUAUAGUCUUAAAAUUUGAUUUCCCCGUCAAUGACUGGGUUGAAGUUGCAAGUUUGGGGAAGCAUAUGCUGUUCAUCAGCCACACCUCUUGCUUUUUAGCCAUUGCUCCGAACAGUCAAAUGGAGAAUAAAAUAUUUCUCCCUAGACUUUGUUUGAAUGGAGAUGGGAUUCUGUUCUAUUCUCUUGAAACCGGUAGGUAUGACUCUUUUGGGGGUCCGCAUACUUCUAUGAAUUUAUAUGAGACAGAGGGCUGGCGUGCAAACUGCACAUGGAUUGAACCUAAUUGGUCUAAGUUCACUUCUAGAGAGCUCAUCUGGGUCGAGCCUACUUUUUAAUCUUUUGGUACGUAGUUUGUCUCCUCUCUCUUUUUCUUUUUUUUUUUUUUUUUGGCAGUGGUAAUAAUUCUAAAACAAAUACUGUUAAAUUAUAAGUUGAGAUGAAAUAAAAAAUGUGUCAUGAAAUUAUCAGUUUAAUGACCUGCUAAGAGUCUAUGGCUAUGUUUUGCUGAUCUUUGAAUUUAUCUACUCAUGCCAACACCCUUGAUUAAUCACGCUAAUCUUUGGUUGGAAGUGUAUUCUCACUGCAAAAUCCUUUUCAGUGCCUUAUGUUACUUGCUUGAAAUGUAUCCAAAAUGCAUCUUCAACUCUUCAUCUUUCAACAUUUUUCGUCGAGAGAGCAAAUAUGAAGAUAUAAACUCUUGGUUUCAAUCAGAAGAUGAUUUUCAGGGUUGAGUUUAUGGGUUGUAGUUAAUUUUGUUUUUGUAUAUUGGUUCAAACUAGGUAUCAAGCUGGGGCUCAAACUUCUUUGUGGUAGCCUGUUUUUAGGGUUAAAAUUCUUCGUCCACUUUUGUUUCCCAUGUUUCUCAGAUUGCUCCGAACAGUCAAAUGGAGAAAAUAAUAUGUCUACUUUGUUUGAAUGGGAAUGGGAUUCUGUUCUAUUCACUUGAAAGUUGAAACUGGUAGGUAUGACUCUUUUGGGGGUCGGCAUGCUUCUAAGAAUUUAUAUGAGACAGAGGGCUGGCGUGCAAACGGCAGAGGUAUAUCAAUUAAUGCUUUGUUCAAUCUUGAAUUCAAGUGAUUCGGCAUUAUGGUUUGUUGUAUUUCAUCUUAAUUUCAUGAUUCUGUGUGGUGGUUAUCACUAGAGAAAGUUUUGAUCUUUAUGAUGUUUUUGGGCUUGCUAUCAUCAUUUGAAUGAGCUCCAAAAGAUGCUUUAAUUACAGAACUUCCAGGUUUUAGUGGGAUUUUCCCAUUUAUACACUACUCUAGGUUAAUAGUCUUCCUUUACGUUUGGAAAUUCCGUUGUUUUUAUACUUGUACUGAAAUUUUGGUUGUUUUGGUGAAUUGGGUAUUACAGAUAUGUGAUUAUAGAUAAGAAAAGUGGGAAGAAUUUGUUCUAUUACUUUGUAGUUUCAGAAAGAAAAUAAUGUGAAGAUCUUGUUGUUCUUCGGCUGCUUUUCUCAUUUGUUUCCCCACAUAAUAUGUUGGUGAGUACCAGCAACGGUACGGGUGCAGUUAAAGUAAUCCAACACAACAACAACAAGAGGUCAUUUGAACGCGCCAAAAGAGGUCAUUAAAAGAUGACGGUGUUACUCAGUUUAGUUCUGAUUCUAUUUGCAUCCGAUGCCAUAGUUUAUUUGUAAUCCAACACAACAACAAGAUGCUAUCCUGUGGUCUUGCUGGCUUGCUGCCACCAGGAUGCUAUUCUAGUCGCUUUUGGCCUUCUUGGUCGAGAUCCUUUUGUUGCUGUUCCAAAUGGUUUUGGAUGUGGUCUUGGGGCACUGCAGUUGAUAUUAUGUGCCUUCUACAGAAUCCCAAAAGCAAAUAUGGUGGUUUUGCUGUCGGUUAUGGGACCAAUGUGAUGGCCACUGCUACUUGUAGUAUAACCAAAUAUGAUGAUUUGAUUAAGCUGGGUACUGAGAAACCUCUUCAAAUGACUGCUGCUACAUGUGUCGAUAGUGGAAUCAACAUUUUGUAGGUUGUCUUGAUUCUUUUUGAUUAUUAAGAGUGGUAUAGGUCUUCAGUGAUUUAGUGGCUAUUUAGUUGUUGUUGGUCUAUUUAGUGAUUCAGUGAUUUAGUGGCUAUUUAGUUGUUGUUGGUCUUCUGCAGGAUAUUAUGCAGUCAGUUUACCAAGUCAUGUAAGAACAAUUACAAAUUGUUAGAUCUCAUGUCUCCACUUGGUCAUGUCUGUAACAGGGAGGGCGGAUCUAUACAUCACUCCCACAUAAACGUUAUCAGAAUUUAUUCAAAAGGAUCUCU
Molecule: messenger RNA, 5078 nt
Organism: Papaver somniferum (opium poppy)
Lineage: Eukaryota; Viridiplantae; Streptophyta; Magnoliopsida; Ranunculales; Papaveraceae
Exons: 2
Coding region: 870-3158 (762 amino acids)
Source: RefSeq, a predicted model, not a curated record